Molecule: messenger RNA, 2601 nt
Organism: Botrytis porri
Lineage: Eukaryota; Fungi; Ascomycota; Leotiomycetes; Helotiales; Sclerotiniaceae
Exons: 6
Coding region: 1-2601 (866 amino acids)
Cellular component (GO): membrane
Molecular function (GO): ATP binding; ATP hydrolysis activity; ABC-type transporter activity
Source: RefSeq, a predicted model, not a curated record
AUGGUUGCUAUGCGACGACAUUAUCAACUUAUCUGGGGAGCUCGGAGGUCGCUCGCCAUUAUCCUCACUCUGAAUGCCGUAAACGCUCUUAUCACAGGCUCCGCAUUCUAUGAAAGACCUCUAACAGCCACUGGAGUAUUCGAGCUUAGCGGUGCUGUCUUCUUCGCCCAGAUAUACUUCUGUCUAAAUGCUUCAGGGGAAAUUGUUUCUACAGUUCAUUCCCGGACAAUUCUCCAGAAGCAGCACACAGUAGGCGAGCUACAUCCGGCUGUUUUGGCAGUCGCUCUCAAUAUUGCUGAGUUGCUGGUGUUUUUUCGCGCAGACCGCUCUUUUCACCCUUCCAUAUUACUUUCUCGUCUUUGCAAAUCCAACAGCAUCAGGAUACUGGGUUUUCAGCUUUUGAUCUUCGUGUUCUAUACGAGUCAGUUAGCGUUUUUCCGAAUGCUGGGUGCAUGGUCCCCUAAUGUACCGGUCGCUCUCUUAUUGGGUGGUGCAGCCAUGCCGGUCGGGUUAAGUCAUUCAGGUUAUGGCCCAACGUGGCCAGCACCGUUGAAAUGGGAUUUCUGGAUCCGUCGAAUCAGUCCAAGUCCAUAUUCACUGGAAGCGACAAUGGGAUUUCUUAUGAAAGAUAACACCAAUAUAACACUAGCCAAUCAAGGCUGUCCUAUCUCAGGAAGUUCUCCAGGUUCUUCCACCGUCAUUUACACCGGUAUAACAGCUGUAGGUUUGACUUUGAUGACGAAGAAUCGUGAUGGAGGUGGCGCAAGUCGUGUAUUCAAGCAAGGAGCUGUCAUUCCUGACGCUAUUCGUGGUGACGAAGAAUUGCGCGAAAAAGAAAUUGAUCUAGAAUCCCAAGGAAAUCCAGCUGCUGUUCAUCCUCAGGGUAUGAGUAGAUAUGUCAGGCCUGGUCAGCUUACAGCCCUCAUGGGAGUAUUUGGUGCCGGAAAAGCAACUCUCAUCGACACUCUUACUCAACGCAAAGAUACGGGUAUCGUGACCGGCGAUAUGAUGAUUGGAGGAGCCACAGUCCGCGAGGCUGUGAUCUUCUCGGCAAUGAUGAGAAGGCCAUUGUCGGUAUCGAAAAAAGAGAAGGAAGCGCGUGUUGAAGAGGUCAUGGACCUACUAGGACUUGAAUCAAUCGCCGAUGCCUUGAUCGGCGUUCCGGGAGAGGGAGGUCUGGGAGUCGAGGAACGGAAGCAAGUCACGAUAGGUGUGGAGUUGGCCGCUAGUCCUUCAAUGUUGCUAUUUCUUGAUGAACCAACCUCCGGACUCGACAGUCAAGCUGCAUAUUCGCUCGUCAUGUGUCUGCAGCUUAUUGCAGCUUCUGGAGUACCUAUCAUCUGGGAGGACGCACUAUAUUACUCGGCGAAACCGGUAGUAAGUAACUUAAGCAUCGUUGUGGAUUACUUCGCUCGCAAUGGCACUACAAUGGAUGGCACUGCCAAUCCAGCCGAGUUUAUGUUGGAUACUGUGGCUAGUCCUUCGGGAAGUGAUGAGUGGUCCAGAACAUGGAAUGAUUCGCCCGAACGCCACAAUCUACAAACACAAAUAGAACAUCUAAACUCUUCGGUUAAUAGUAAUCUGGAUGCCUCUACUAUAGACGAAAUACUUCCAUUGAUACACCAAUAUAUCACCCUCACAUCUCGUCAUUGGCUACCUAUAUGGCGCAAUGGAGUUUACAGUUUUAGCCGUCUUGCUAAAGCUAUAUUCAUGGGUCUUUUUCUAUCAUUCAUCUUCUAUCAAGCCUCAGACACAGAACAAGGAACCCAAAAUCGUCUCAUCGCUCUCCUACUUUUGCCAUGGCUCAUUCCCGCUCCUGCAGAUGAUAUCCAAGCAAUCUGGUAUUCCAAAUGGGCACUCUACACGGCACGUGAGCGCUCCGGUGUCGGUUAUCAUUCACUCGCCCUAUUUGCCGCUCUCGUCACAGUAGAAAUCCCACUCGCUAUAGUAAUCUACACAAUAUACUUUCUCUGUAGCUGGUUCACUAUCGGCCUGGAGGAGCCUGCAUUCGGAUACCUCCUAUUUCUCGCACUUGGCAUAUACGGACUCGGCUUUUCCUUGGCAAUGGCCGCGCUGGUUCCAAACAGCGAAGUUGCUGGGUUUGCAAAUAGUCUUUUGUGGUGCGUACACACAACUUUUGGUGGAAUGGCUCUUACGUAUAGCGAUAUGCCUUCACUUUAUUCUGCGUGGCUUUUCUGGGCCGAUCCCCUACGCUACUGGCUGGGAUCGGCGAUUUCUAAUGGAGUCCACUCUGUCCCUAUCAUUUGUUCUGCCAGCGAAAUAACGAUUGUAUCUCCACCUGUAGGACAAAUAUAUGGCCGAUACCUCGCGACUUACCUCUCGGGAACCGGGAUUGAUGACGCAAGUAUGGGAUAUAUCUCCAAUCCUAAUGCGACAGAAAACUCUAGUUACCGUCUCUAUCAAGUGGGAGACGAUUACGCGGUUUCGUUCUCGUAUCUUAAUAGCGAGAAAGUGAGGGAUUUGGGGAUAUUCACCUUGUUUAGUAUAUUGGCGAUCGUCUUUUUGGCUAGUUGGGGAAGGUUUUCGAAUUUGAAAGGUCCUUCGCUGAAGGGGUUGGGGUUGGGGAAGAAGACAAUUUGA